ACCGCUCAUCACUCACACCUGAACCGCCGAAAGUCUCCAGCGGCCGGACUUCCUCCUUCAGGUCUGCCGUGGCAGUGAAACACUGUUGCAGAGCACCGUGAGCUCAAUCUCACCUCAAACAGGAUUGUAGAAACUUCAUGAUGAACGAGAAGGACAUUGAAGAGGGCGAAGUGGCCGUGAUGCCGAAAACAGAUCUAAGCUGGAUUCCAAGUUUCUUUAAGAAGAGAGUGUGCACAACAUUUGUGGAGGACUCCUUAAGUAAUGGAGGUCGGUGUCAGUGCGGGGCAGCGCGAGACAAUCACCCGUCAGUGGCUCUGGGCGAUAACUUCAGCACAGCAGUGGUCAGUCAGUGGCUCAGCACUCAGCACACCUCUGAACAGCCCACUGACGCUUACGGAGAUCUGGAGUUCGCCGGCGCUGGGAAGAGACACAGCUACUUCCUGCGUCUCUCCAACACCACAGAUCCUGCCAGGGUGUUUGACCUGAUGAAGGAGCACUGGAAGCUGCCGCAGCCCAGCCUGGUGCUGUCAGUGGUGGGCGGUGAGGGGAGGUCAGAGGUCAAGAGCUGGGUGCGGGACAUACUGAGACAGGGGCUGGUCAAAGCGGCACAGAGUACAGGAGCAUGGAUCAUCACUGGAGGACUGAGGCAGGGUAUCAGCCGGUGUAUAGGAGAGGCUGUGAAAGAUAACGCCACUGCUGUUUCCUCCAUCACACUCAAUAAAGUGCUUCCUAUAGGCAUCGCUCCCUGGGGCCUUUUGGGGAACAGACAGCAACUCGUCAACUCCGAGGGAAGCUUUCCUGCAAGGUAUAUGGUCAGGAACAUAUCGCCUGAAUACUGCUAUCUGGAUAACAACCAUAAGGCUUUUCUACUGGUGGACGACGGGACUACUCGCCAUAAAGGUGGAGAGCUGGCGUUCAGAGCCCGUCUGGAGGAUUACAUUUCACACCAGCGCCCAGGUGGUGCAAGCAUUGACAUUCCUGUUCUGAAUAUGCUGAUAGCUGGAGACACGUCCAUGCUGGAGUUUUUAGAGAUGUCUCUGAAGAAUUCAACACCGUGUUUGGUUCUGGCUGGUUCGGGUGGUCUUGCCAAUCUAGUGAGCGACAUUGUGGAGAAUGUUCAGUCUGCGGCGAUGCCUGGAGCAUCAGAGGAGGAGGACGCCAGCCCCAUCAUGGAGCUCCGAGAACAACUGGCGGCAAAAGUCAAGAAGUAUUUUCCUGCAGAGAAUGAUACUGACAAACUUGUUGAUAAGGUUUUAAGCAUCUACCAAAACAAAGACAUCAUCUCCAUUUAUAAUGCAGAACAAGAAGGAGCAGAAGAUUUUGACAUUGUGAUGCUUAAAGUGCUUGUUCAAGCGAGUAAACGGCAUGCCUCAGAGAGUACUAACUCUUAUGCUGAUGAGCUGAGACUCUCUGUAACCUGGAACAGAGUGGACAUCGCCAAGAGUGAACUCUUCAAUGGAAACAUCGACUGGAAGUAUGAGGAGCUGGUGGAUUCCAUGACUGACGCUCUGGAGAACAACAAACCCCAGUUUGUGCGUCUCCUCAUCGAUAACGGUCUGAACAUUCUGAGCUACUUGACUUACGGCCGACUGGAGAAACUGUACAACUCCAUCUCUGACACCUGCCUGGCCAAAACACUCCUGCUCCACCAUCUGGACGAGCGCAUGCACGAGUCCAACGAGCAGAUCUACAGCAUCAGCCUUUAUGAGGUGUCUCGGCUGCUGGAAGAUCUGCUCGGUGAUGUCUGUCAUCCUUUCUACUUGUCUGAACUCUCGUUGUACGCAGGAUCGACUAGAAGAAAAGACAUAAAGAAAGCAUGCAAGGUCCUGAAGGGGAAAUGCAAAUAUCAGGAUGAGAUGUGUGAGCACCCAUGGUUGUCCCUCUUUAUCUGGGCAGUGCUGCAGAACCGCAGUGAGAUGGCCAUCUUCUGCUGGGAAAUGUGUGGCGAGUCGGUUCUGACAGCUCUGGGUGGAUGUAAGCUGUUAGUGGAGCUCUCUAAACAGGAGAUCGAGACCAAGGUGAAGCACUCCAUGAAGGAGCUGGCGCUGAAGUUUGAGCAGAUGGCUCAUGAUGUGUUUGGCACAUGCUACCAAACCAAAGCAAGUCAUUCCUACAAGCUGUUGAUCCGUAAGUCAAAGCUGUGGGGUGACGCCACCUGUCUGGAGAUGGCCAUAGCUGCGGAUGCCCGGAUCUUUUUCAGCCAUGAUGGAGUGCAGUCUCUGCUGUCUCAGAUCUGGUGGGGAGAUAUAGAGAGAGAUACUGCGCUUUGGAAAGUGCUGCUGGUGAUGAUCUGUCCUCCUGUCUGCUACAGCAACUUCAUUGAAUUCAGAAAAGCAGAUCAAGCAGAAGAAGAGAAAUCGGCGACGGCACCUCCAUCUUCACCGACAGACUUCCAUUACGGAAAGACCGUCUACUCCUUUAGUGACAUCAAACACCACAGUGAAGGCGAGAAUGAAGACUCAAAUCAUAUCAGGCUGACUACUAAAGGAGCUCCUGCAUUCAUCAAACCAAAGAAGAGUAGCUUUGUGGUCUCCCGCUGGAAGCAGUUCUGGUACGCUCCUGUCACCUCAUUCAUCGGCAACCUUCUGAUGUACUUCCUCUUCCUGUUUCUGUAUGCCUACGUGCUAUUGGUGGACUUCAAGCCGCCUCCCCCUGAUGGCCCUGCGGUUUCGGAGUAUGUGCUGUAUUUCUGGGUCUUCACUUUAGUGUGUGAGGAGAUUCAAGAGGCGUCCAUUGCAGGCAAUAAGAAGUUUCCUCAGACGUUGAUCGUGUAUGCUCAGGAUAUGUGGAAUAAGUUUGAUGUUCUUGCCAUUUGCCUUUUUAUUGCUGGCUUGUGCUGCAGGAUGUUCAGCUGGUCAUUCAACAUGGGUCGUGGUAUACUGUGUGUGGACUACAUGGUCUUCACUCUCAGACUCAUUCACAUUUUUGCCAUUCACAAAGAGCUGGGUCCCAAAAUCAUCAUACUCGGCAAAAUGAUCAAGGAUGCGUUCUUCUUCCUGUUCUUCCUGCUGGUGUGGUUAAUUGCAUAUGGAGUAGCCAAUCAAGCUCUACUAUACCAGUACGAUGCGAGCCCUGCAAGAGUGUUUCGGCGAGUGUUGUACAGGCCAUAUCUGCACAUAUUCGGAGACAUCCCUGUGGAAGAAAUAGACACUGGCAAACACUGGGAAAGAGACUGCACAGAUAAUCUGACGUUGAUUAAUGAAGGGAUAGAGCCGUGCAGGGACACCAGCCACAACUGGCUUGUGGUCGUUUUGUUGGUCAUCUUCUUACUAGUCACCAACAUUUUACUUAUUAACCUGCUCAUCGCCACAUUCAGCUAUACGUUUACUAAGGUUCAGGAGCACAGCGACAAAUACUGGAAGUUUCAGCGGUAUAAUCUGAUAGUGGAGUAUCAUUCACGUCCAACGCUCGCUCCACCGUUUAUCAUCUUCUCUCACAUCAACAUCCUGAUCAAAAGAAAAAUACGUAAAGUGCCGUCCGCCAAAACCCAACGAUUUGCCCUCAAGAUUUCGGGUCGAGAGGCGAACAAGCUGGUGAAGUGGGAGAACCUGCAGAAGGAAAACUAUCUGGCUCUUGAGAACAGAAAACAGAGAGGAUCCGACUCUGAGAGGCUCAAACGCAUGGCUGCUAAAGUGGAUGGACAAGUAGCAGAGAUAAGAGAUGUAGACCGCAGACUGAGAGCUCUAGAGUCAGAGAUGGAGUUCUGUAAUUCCUCUCUACAGUGGAUUAUGGAGACUCUUUCUCAGAGCAGCACAGCGAAGAGCACUAAAGCACAUCCUACUCGCAAAGCCGUCACUUCAGCCAGCAUUGAGAAAUGAGAAAGAGCCGAGUUUCCUGCUCAUCUCCGGUCUUAAUUUAUGGAUACACAACACAAGACGCCCCCGAGAGCCAGUUAAAGGAGAGAUGAUGACAAAAAUACUCCCAUGUUCUGCUUUUCAUCUUUAAACUAGUCAUCCUGGCCUUUUCAUGCUGCUUUUCUGACUGUGAGAAGAGAAAAAGCCUCUGAAUCUCCUUGAACUUACUAUGCACUGAAAGGUCAAUUACACCAUGUUACAUUCAGAGAUCAAUCGAAUGAUACUUUAGUAACACUUUAUUUUACUUUACAGUUUAACUAUCAAUUCUCACUAUUUACUAGUAGCUUAUUAUCAGUCUAUUAUUAAGAAAUUGGCUAUUUCUUGUACGUAUAAAACACAUAUUCUACAUAAUCUUCUUCUACAUCCCUAAUCCUAGCUAAAACUACUUUAUUAAUAACUACUAAUAAGCCGCGAAUUAAGAGAUUAUUGAGCUAAAAGUCAUAGUUAAGGAUUUUUUAAUAGUGAGAAUUGUACCUUAUAAUAAAAUGUGAGUUUUUUUUAAUAUGACUGAUGUGUUUAAGCUGAUUUUAUAAGUGCAAUAACAUCUUUAGGAUGACUAAAGCAUGCUGGCAAGACUUAAAAACAGCUGUGAAAAUGAACAAAGCAUACUGUUACUGUACGUACAACACUGGUUGUAGGAAACAAAACCUCUGAGCCGUUUACAUGUAUUGAUUAUGCAAUCUUUACACAAUGUUGCAGUACAUUAAAUAAGGUAAAGAUUGUAAUGUAGCUACGUAUCUAUAAACAUUUUUCAAAGCAUUUUUCUCAGAAAGCAUGUUUCUAAAUGUGCUGUUGACUCAAAGUUUUCACUCGAUGUCAGUGACAACCAAAGGCAUUCAAACAAAACCAAAUUAAUUUAUUUAUAAAUUAAGUUAUGUAUGAUACACUGAAAUGACACAGGGGAAAAGUAUUGAACACAUGAAGAAAGGGAGAUGUAAAAAGGCAUGGAAAGCUCACAGCAUCUGAAAAUGUCAUGAUUGUAAAUGAAUAUUAGCUUCUCCAGUCCAGCACCUGCAUUACUAAAGUAUGAAGAUAAACCCAGGGUGGACAUUUACGCAAGACCGUCAUCCUAAAAACACCAAAACUCUCAAAUGGUUUCAAAAAAGAAAAUAAAGCUGCUAGAAUGGCCUGAACAACCACCUGACCUGUAUCCAAUAGAAAAUAAGAACUGAAGAUCAGAGUUUAUAGAUGGUACUCGCAUGAACUGUCAUUGCCAAAACAAUUUACACAAAGUAUUAACCCAUUUGAGUAGUUCAGUAUUUUUCCUUGUGUCGCUCCAUUGCUGUUACACAUACCUGUUUCUAAAUGAGUUUUGUUUUAUUUGUCUUAAACUCAUGUCAACACUCCUUUAGAAAUAUGUUUACAGCAACAAAAUAAUGACUUGUUUAAAAUGUAUUUGACAAACCACUACACUCGUAGUUUAUUUAUUUUUUAAAACCCUAUUUUAAUUGUGUGCUUUAACGAUCUUCUUGACUUUUGGAUGUUUGGAUUGUUGGCUAUUUAUAUAUUAGGUGACAUUUAGUGAGUUUUGUUCUUUGUCCUCAUGCGUGCUUUGAAUUUGUUUAUGCAUUUGUUUUUUUUUUAAAUAAACAUUCUGAAAUCCUGA
Danio rerio (zebrafish) is the source of this 5460-nucleotide messenger RNA. NCBI's taxonomy places the organism in Eukaryota, Metazoa, Chordata, Actinopteri, Cypriniformes, Danionidae. The record is from RefSeq and is a predicted model, not a curated record.